CAAAUGGCCUUUAUUCCAACAGCCUGAAUACUGCUAAAUCGCCAAUUAAUGUGUCCAUUAUUCUAGAACUAACUACUAAAUCAACUGCCCAUUAUUUUAGAAUUUAUGGAUUCUUCUUCCAGGCACGUAUGUGCAGCUCCCGUGGAAACCAUCAAGAUCUGCCGACAGCAACGGCUGCUGGUUACCCUCUCCCCUGGGGUAACCAAUUUGAGUUAAUAAUAAGGAUUCUAAGUUGCACUUGAAUCUUUCCUGUCUUCAUCUCCACCGCUGCUGUUCGAGUCCAAGUCUACUCUCCCCUCUGAAUUCCUGCAACCACCUCCAUCUCCUCCCCUACAGCUGAUUCCUGGAACAGACCUGGCCUCAAGCCUCUGCUGCUUGAAGGCCUUAAUGAAGUCCUUAUGAUAAAGAUGAAGUCCAGGCACCUUUGCUUGCUCUAGCAGGGGCUCUCAAUCUGGGCUACCCGUGGGAAUCACGUGGGGUGCAUUACAAGUGCACCUGUGCCCAAGUCCUGCCACCAGGAGGUGAGUUAGUCGGGCUGGAAUGAGGGUCCUUGGUUGGAUCUUAUUUGUAAAGCUCCCCCAGGUGAUCCAAGCCAGCUUGGGACGAGCAACCUAAAGGUCACGCUCUACGCCCAUUGCCCCACCCCAGGAGCGGAGUGGGCCUCUGCGCCGGCUCCACCUGGCCCUUCUAUUACUCAUCUACAGCUCCGUGAUUUCAAGGCAUCCUUCCCACCCGUUUUUAGCUCGGCCGCAGAACUUCAUUGCAUAGUUGAGGUUCUUAACGUUGCAUUACAACCACGUUUUAACAGAUGAAUCCCUUGGAAGUAAGUCAGUACUCCGUGUCCGCGGGGUUCUGCAUCCGCGCAUCCACCCAACGGCGGGAAAAAGAAAAGCGGCCGGCUGCGCACGCACUGAACGUGCAGCUGCUUUCCCUUGUCAUUCGCAGAACCACGAGGUACUGCCAGGGUUUCCGCAGUGCCUGCGUCCUCUUGGCUGUUACAGGCCCUCCAGAGUGACGCCCGGCGCAGGAGGCCGCGCGCGCACCCCACGACCUCUUCCAGGGGGGCCUGGAGCAGCCCUCCGCACCACCGAGGGCCAGCUGUGCUUCCCGCCGCGCGUCCUGAGGUCACACUCCUGCCCUUUGCCGAACGCACCUGCGCCCGCGGAGCGCGGGGUGGGCUUGGGGGGCUCCGGACCGCUUUUCUUCCGGGAAGCACGCGGCGGGACGCGGGCUCCGGACUCCCUGGGGGCAGCCUUGCUGUGGGUGAACAAGCGCGGAGGCCGAGCUUCUUGCAAACGGACUCCAAGGAGCAACGACUUUCGCGCGUCACCAAAGUGACUGCCUGGGUGCCCAACGAGCCCGGCUCCUGCAACUCACGGGCGGCCACUGCGCAGGCGCCUCUCCCGGCUGGCGGCCCCGCCCUGCUCCGACUGGCUGCUCCAUGGCGCUGUGCGAGGCAGCGGGCUGCGGCAGCGCCCUGCUCUGGCCUCGCUUGUUGCUCUUCGGGGACUCCAUCACCCAGUUUUCCUUCCAGCAGGGUGGAUGGGGAGCAUCGCUGGCUGACAGGCUGGUCAGAAAAUGUGACGUUCUGAAUCGUGGAUUUUCAGGUUACAAUACCAGAUGGGCCAAAAUUAUCCUUCCAAGGUUAAUCAGGAAAGGAAACAGUUUGGACAUCCCAGUAGCAGUUACAAUUUUCUUUGGGGCCAAUGACAGUGCACUAAAAGAUGAGAAUCCCAAGCAGCACAUUCCCCUGGAGGAGUAUGCUGCAAAUUUAAAGAGCAUGGUACAGUACCUGAAGUCUGUGGACAUCCCUGAGAAUCGAGUCAUUCUCAUCACGCCGACCCCACUUUGUGAAACAGCCUGGGAAAAAGAGUGCAUCAUACAAGGUUGCAAACUAAAUCGCCUGAACUCUGUUGUUGGUGAAUAUGCCAAUGCGUGUUUACAAGUGGCCCAAGACUGUGGGACUGACGUACUUGACCUAUGGACCCUGAUGCAGGACAGCCAGGACUUCUCUUCUUAUUUAUCAGAUGGACUACAUUUGUCUCCAAAGGGGAAUGAAUUUUUGUUCUCGCAUCUCUGGCCUUUGAUAGAGAAAAAGGUCUCUUCUCUGCCUUUGCUGCUUCCUUACUGGCGGGAUGUAGCAGAAGCAAAACCUGAAUUAAGUCUGCUGGGAGAUGGAGACCAUUAGCCAAUCACAGGUGACCCAAAUCUGCUUGUUAUCUACAGAACUCAAAGUUGUCAAUACAUAGAGAUACGCUUUUUUCCUCAGGCUUAAACCUUUGCCACUGAUAUUAAUAAUAAAAGUAUUAGAUUUUUCAGGGAAGUGUUAUACUUAGGUCCAUUGUGUUUUGACAGUAUUUAUUAAUGCAGAUAUCAGUGCUACAGCUAUAAAAUAUACCCUGAGCAGCUUGUUAAUUCUAUAAAUGACAAAGACUAUUUUUUAAAAGUCACAAUUUUAUAAAAAUGGUUUUCUUACAUUCUUUUGAGAACUGUUUCACACAUACAUACACCCACACACCCCACUCAACCUUGUAUCAAAUUCCAAAAGUGUAACUAAAGUAUAAGAAUAUCAUGACUAGUUAAAAGAUAGCAAAUACCAUAAGGUACAAGUUCAAGUAUUAGUAUAACAAGUAUCUGAGUAACAAAUGUCCUUGGAAAUGGGGGGUAGGGGGAGAUAUGAUUAGUCACAGGUUUGGUUAAUUGCCCUCAAAGUUUACAUGUUAAAAUGUUUUGCCUGGUGAGCACAUUUCAGUUCUUAGGGGGAAAAAGCUUUUAAUGGCAAUUUAUCGAAAUCAGAAUUCAGGCUAAUGAUUUUUAUCCUUCACACAGUAAAUGCAGCCCAUCCAGAAUCCUGGAGCAAUAAAGUAAGAAGUAAUUCAAAUAUCUGCUUGUGGGUCAAUAAAAAGGGUUUCUGAAGUAUCAGUUCUUGUGGGGACAGCCCCCAACCCUAAGGGCAGGUAGUAUUCUGUCUCUUGGCUGGCUCACCACACCUCAGCCUAUUCAAAACAACCUGUUUGUUUUUUCUUUUUUUUUUUUU
Molecule: messenger RNA, 3037 nt
Organism: Symphalangus syndactylus (siamang)
Lineage: Eukaryota; Metazoa; Chordata; Mammalia; Primates; Hylobatidae
Gene: IAH1
Product: isoamyl acetate hydrolyzing esterase 1 (putative)
Molecular function (GO): hydrolase activity, acting on ester bonds
Source: RefSeq, a predicted model, not a curated record